CGAAGCUCCUGAGCUCAAUGAAUGGGACGCAAGUAUGCCGCCUGAAACAAGUUAACAGACGUUAUUAACGGCACGUCGGAAUUAUGAAUCUGGACAAACCCUUUGAGACAUCUGUAGACUCGACAGUGGGUAUGACAUUUUGAGGUAACUACGAAAACUGUUAGUCAGUUUGCAUCUUUCUUCACUGAACUCUUCAACUUUGAGGAUGCCAGUUUCGAAAACGGACCAAGCAAGAGACACGGGGGAUCCGUGUGGACUCCCGAAGCUUCCCGUUCCCCCCUUGAAGCAAACACUGGACAUGUACCUGAAAUGCAUGGGUCACCUCAUCCCAGAGGACCAGUUCAGAAAGACUAAAGCUGUUGUAGAGAAAUUUGGAGCACCUGGCGGAGUCGGAGAAGUUCUUCAGAAAAAGUUACUGGAGAGAAGCGAACAAAAGGCCAAUUGGGUGUAUGAUUAUUGGCUUGAAGACAUGUACUUGAACAACAGAUUGGCAUUACCUGUCAACUCCAGUCCUGUCAUGGUCUUUCCCAAGCAGAACUUCAGGGGUCAAAGUGAUGUCCUCAGAUUUGCUGCCAAACUUAUUUCUGGUGUAUUAGAGUAUAAAUCUCUUAUUGAUGGACGUGCUCUCCCGGUAGAACAUGCUCGGGGGCAGCUGGCCGGGACGCCACUGUGUAUGGAUCAGUACAACAAGGUCUUCACCUCCUACCGGCUGCCAGGAACAAAAACAGACACUUUAGUGGCUCAGAAGAGCACAGUCAUGCCAGAACCAGAACAUAUAAUAGUGGCUUGUAAGAAUCAGUUUUUUGUUCUGGACGUGAUUGUGAACUUUCGCCGGCUGAAUGAAAAAGACCUUUACACUCAGCUGGAGCGAAUCAGAAAGAUGGCAGACAUUGAAGAGGAGCGUCUGCCUCCAAUCGGCCUGCUCACAUCAGAUGGCAGAACACAGUGGGCCGAGGCUCGCAAAGUACUGAUCAAAGAUUCUACCAACAGGGACUCGCUGGAUAUGAUUGAGCGCUGUCUGUGUCUGGUGUGUUUGGAUGAGGAAACUGCCACUGAACUGAAUGACAGCAACAGAGCUUUGCUAAUGCUUCAUGGAGGAGGAACGGAUAAAAAUGGAGGCAACCGGUGGUACGACAAACCCAUGCAGUUUGUAAUAGGUGCAGAUGGAUGCUGUGGCGUUGUGUGUGAACACUCUCCUUUUGAGGGAAUAGUGCUUGUGCAGUGUUCGGAGUAUCUACUGAGAUACAUGAGAGGAAGCCCAUCUAAGCUGGUGAGAGCAGCCAGCAUGAGUGAACUUCCAGCCCCCAGACGACUGCGCUGGAAAUGCUCUCCAGAUAUCCAGACCUUCCUCACAGCCUCAGCAGACAGAUUACAGAAACUUGUGAAGAACCUGGACAUGAAUGUCCACAAAUUCACUGGUUAUGGCAAGGAGUUCAUCAAGAGACAGAAAAUGAGCCCUGAUGCUUAUGUCCAAGUUGCGCUCCAGUUUACAUUUUACAGAUGUCAUGGAUGUCUAGUGCCCACCUAUGAAAGUGCAUCAAUACGCCGCUUUCAAGAAGGACGAGUCGACAAUAUCCGCUCCUCCACACCUGAAGCCUUAGCAUUUGUCAAAGCUAUGGCCAGUGGCUCCAAAAUCACUGAUGCUGAGAAAAUGGAGUUGCUGAAGAGUGCCAUAAAAGCCCAAACCAAUUACACAAUUCUAGCAAUCACGGGAAUGGCAAUAGACAAUCACUUGCUGGGGCUGCGAGAGAUUGCCAAGGAGCUGAAACUGGAAAAGCCAGAGCUGUUUUCAGAUACGACCUACGCCACCAGCAUCCACUUCACUCUCUCUACAAGCCAGGUUCCUACCACUGAGGAGAUGUUCUGCUGCUAUGGCCCAGUUGUCCCAAAUGGCUACGGAGCCUGUUACAAUCCUCAGAUGGACCACAUCCUCUUCUGCGUGUCCAGCUUCCGUGAAAGUCCAGAGAGCAACUCAGAUUUGUUUGUGAAGACUCUUGAGGGGUGCCUGAAGGAAAUGCAAGAUCUGUGCAGAAAAUGCAACACUGAAGCUAAACCAACUGACUCCACAGAAAAGAUAGAGGGAAACCCUAAGGUAAUGAAGAAUGGAAGCAAGUCAUAACAAGAAGCAACUGUUUAGAGGAUGCAGGAAAUAGUGCAAUUGUAGAAAGAGCUUAUUAUAACCUCAAAUAUAUAGCAAGGCUGAUUUAGUUAAUGCUUACGCGACAUAGUUAAAGUAGGCAUUUCCACUGAGUCAUUAAAAAAUUGCCAAAUAUAAUGAGGAACAGUUGUUGCAUAGAGAUUCUAUGAAUGUGUAGUCACUUUACAGUGGUAGAGAGCUGAUCUAAAAACUGGAGUUAUUUAAGAUUAUUUUUAGAUAAUAAGAAUAUAUGGGGAUUUAAAAGGUGAUUCAUAUAGCCUUCUAAAUGUGAACAGUGCUGUGUCCAAAAGCUUAUGGAGCAUAUGGGGGGUAGGUAGCAACAGGACACGACCAAAACCAAUGAUUGUAUGACAUCGUCUCUAUUGAAAUAGACUCCAUAAAUUUUUAAAGCAAUAUAGAUGUUCUUUUGGUGCCUAUGAUAUCCCACAAUUCCGUCCUUUCAAUUCUAUGAAAGUUGAGCAAAAAUAAAGCCGUCAAAUUUCACUAAACACCUUUAAAAAAUAAAAAUUAAAUUGAGGGUGAGAGAGAGAGAGAGAGAGAGAGAGAGAGAGAGAGAGAGAGAGAGAGAGAAAGAGAGAGAUGAUUAUUGUCAGAUCUGAAUUGUCACAUCAGUAUCUAAACCCCUCCUUUUCAAGAACAUACUUUGCUCUGAUUGGUCAGAUGACCCGGUGUUUUGUGAUCAGGGGCGGAUUUAAUGAUUUUGUGGCUCUAAGUAAUUCCAGCCAUGGAGCCCAAAAGUUCUAAAAUGCACCUUUUGUAUUUUUUAGAUUAUUAUUUUGCUGUUUUUUUUCUUGUAUCAUUCGAUCUCCUUUUCUACAUUUUAUCUUAAUGCGCAAUAAUAAUAACAUGUAAAGCAUCUUAAAAAACAAAUCGUUUCAAAAGUUUUAGAAGACGAAUUCUCAACUAAAAAUAAUAAAUGAACUAUUUCGUUUUUAAAACUAAAUCUUUACUGAUUUGACUGCUGGACUGGUCCAUGAUUGAAGGUGGUGGACACAUUUGCGCAGAUGUAAUAAUUACGUUCAAAUUUACAUAUUUAGACCCUCAAUGUACAAAAUAUGAUAUAAAACAAUGUUAUAUUAAAUUUAUAAGAAUAAUUUAUAUUUCUAGGUAUUUAUUUGUGCCCUUUCAGAUUUUCUGUGGCCCUAAGCGGCUGUUUACCUUGCUUAAUGAUUAAAUCCACCCCUGGUUGUGAUUGGUCGCAAUUUCUAAGCCUCUGCAGUGUUUGAGGGUCAAAGACAAUGCUGUUCACAAGAAAACAAGCAAGUAUAAAUCAAUUUUGUUACGAAUCUUACAUAGUUUACAGCAGGUAGUUAGCCUAAACUGGUUCUUUCUUUUAAGAGACAAUAACCACAUUGACUGUGAAAGAACGUAAAGAUGAAAGAAUGUUUCUUCUCUACCGAGACAACUUCAUCUCACUAAUCCAGCAACUGUAAAAUUCAACAAUACUGUGCUUUUGAUUCCAUGACCACUGAGCUAAAAAAACAAAGAUGCUGAUUCAAAGACUGUAAAUUCAUCACAUUUUAAUGUCAUUUAUAACAAGAAAUGAAUAUUCCUCGACAAAGCUCUCUAAAUUUUGUUGUAGAUCAAUCUAGUCAGUUUUAUGGAGUACCAUAAAUGCACAUAAGUGAUUACUACAGUAGCUGCAUAUAAGCUUUCGGACACAGCCUACAAUGAGCUGAGAUCUGUCUCCAAAAUCCUAUAACUCCAGUCUGUCUCAAACAAAUAUAGUACUUUACUAAAAUAAAAAAUGUCAAUUGCAUACAUUUCUUCACAAUUGUAUGGCCACAUGCACACUGUAAAGCUUCAGGAGUCACAACUGCAUUACAAUAUGAGAAUAAAUUCUCUACAUUAUCAUCUAGAACAUGACUCGCUAUUAAAAAUGUGAUCGUUGAUAAUUGACAUGUUAACCAUAGCAAUAUUCUGUUAUCUUGUGGUUUUGUUAUUUUCAACUUCUGACCAAAGUAAUAAUAUUACAGAUUUUUUUUGUACAAGAUUCAGAAGGCUGCUUCAUAAAGCACAGUGUUGAAGUGUUGCCAUGUCUUCCUAUUAUAAGCCUUAUUAACUUAUUAAGGGUAGUUCAUCUACAAAAAAUGAAAACUUACUUAUUAUUUACUCACCCUCAUGUGGUGGUUCCAUACCAAUAUUUUUUUCUGUUUACUUAUUUGCUUUUAUAUAGCAAGAUCUGGCAACCCAAAUCAGCCAAUACUUUUCCUUAUGAUUUCUGCAGUGCACAUAAGAGACGACAUCUACAUAAUAUGUUUUUAAGUAUCUCAUUAACUAGUUGUUUUCUUUGGUUCUGUACACAUGGCUUAUGUUGUUUCUAAAUGUGAAUGUCACUACCUGCAGUUUUUAAAAGAAAUUUGGCUGUUCAACACAGUUGUCACUCCUGAAAAAUACUGUGGUGUGUGUAAAAAAAAAAAAAAACAAGACCAGAAGUUGAACUGACAACUGAAGCUGAAUUGUGUGCGUGGCCUUUGCUACAGUAUGACUUACUUUCUUCUCUGGAAAACAAAAGACUAUUUUGAAGAAUGUUUGACUUGUUCGAAACAUAACUAAAGGAUGACUUUGUGCUUGUCACCAGAAAGCAGACUGGAAAAUUAAAGUAGCUGCUUGAGCUUAGAGGGGAAAAAAGACAUUACUGCUGCCUUUGAGAUACUGCAGGUGUACUUGUUAAGUAUGCAUAGAAAAAUAUGGCACUAUAUAUAGCUAUAGCUCUUUACAAUCUAAAAGUUUUUAUUAGUUAUGUCAGAGUUACCAUAUAACAACCAGUUAUGGAUGUCUGUAUAGAUAUGAAUGAUGAACCUGUGGAACUGGACCAGAAGCUGCUAUUUAACUUUGUUAUUUUUUGUUUUUUUAAAUCAAAUAUGUGUCUGUUUAAAAAAAAAGAUAUAUGAACAGAAAUAUGAAAAGACGCAAAGAUUUUGUGUCUGGCUCAGAUUUAAUAAUUUAUACUGUAUGGUAUUAUAGCUUUAAAAUGUGCAGUGUUUUGCUUGUUCUAUAAACUAAUUUUUCAAUGGGCCAUAUUUUGAAAUACACAGUCUGUAUAAAUGUUUAAAGAACAUGACCUAAUGCGAAUCAGCAUGUUGCAUGAACAGUGUUAUGUGGUUCCAGUCUGUGGGCUUGUCUUAAUUUCUAAUGCAAUAAUUGCAACAGGGAUUGCUGACUUUCAGUGCAAUAGCAGAAACCUUUGAGGCUAAGGUGAACAGUUUAAUUAAUGUACAGUGACAAACUGACUAGCUUUUCUUGUAUUUGUGACAGUGUGCUUAAGUCUGAAAAUAACAUAGAGAUGUGUUGCACAGAAGAACAAUCAAUACUUGAUGUCUAAUGUAUUUAUAUUUGAAUACAGAAUAUAUUUAUAGUUGAAGUCAGAAUUAUUAGCCCUCCUUUGUUUUGUUUUUUUCUUUUUUAAAUAUUUCCCAAAUUAUGUUCAACAGAGCAAGGAAAUUUUCACAGUAUGUUUGAUAAUAUUUUUUCUUCUGGAGAAAGUCUUAUUUGUUUCAUUUGGACUAGAAUAAAAGCAGUUUUAAAUUUUUUAAUCCUAAUUUUAAGGACAAAAUUAUUAGCCCCUUUAAGCUAUAAAUAUUUUCGAUAGUCUACAGAACAAACCAUUGUUAUACAAUAACUUUCCUAAUUAUUCUAUCCUGCCUAGUAAACCUAAUUAACCUAAUUAAGCCUUUAAAUGUCACUUUAAGCUGUAUAGAAGUGUCUGGAAAAAUAUCUAGUAAAAUAUUAUUUACUGUCAUCAUGGCAAAGAUAAAAUAAAUCAGUUAUUAGAAAUGAGUUAUGAAAACUAUGUUUAGAAAUGUGUUUAAAAAAAAUCUCUCUGAAAAACAGAAAUUGAGUAAAAAAAAUAAACAGAGGAUCUAAUAAUUCAGGGG
Danio aesculapii is the source of this 6036-nucleotide messenger RNA. RefSeq names its product choline O-acetyltransferase a (gene chata). Gene Ontology annotation, cellular component: neuron projection; cytoplasm. The record is from RefSeq and is a predicted model, not a curated record. Gene Ontology annotation, molecular function: choline O-acetyltransferase activity. The transcript has 15 exons. Lineage: Eukaryota; Metazoa; Chordata; Actinopteri; Cypriniformes; Danionidae. Gene Ontology annotation, biological process: acetylcholine biosynthetic process; neuromuscular synaptic transmission. Bases 206 to 2119 code for a protein of 637 amino acids.